Molecule: messenger RNA, 1563 nt
Organism: Sungouiella intermedia
Lineage: Eukaryota; Fungi; Ascomycota; Pichiomycetes; Serinales; Metschnikowiaceae
Source: the annotation of a GenBank genome assembly
AUGUCUCAACUGAUACGCGACAUCGAGUCUCAGAAGAUCGAAGAAGAGGAGAUCUUCCCAGUGCCUGAACAUGUCAUGGGUGCUCCUUCCUUCACCAAAAAAUCUAUCGUCAACUACUGUAAGACCAGAUUCACUGAGUUGUUCCCCACCAAGGAAUAUAUGAGUGCCAACAGGGAUCUCCUUAACCCUAUUCCUGGUUUGAGAGAGAUCUCUGGUAAGCAGUGGCUCUUUAUUUUGUGUGCUUUCUGGGGUUGGACCUGGGAUGCCUUUGACUUCUUUACCAUUUCUCUUAACGUCGACGUGUUGGCCAAGGAGCUUCACAAGUCCGUUACCGACAUCACCUGGGCCAUCACUUUGGUUCUUAUGUUGAGAACGGCUGGUGCUUUCAUUUUCGGUUUCUUCGGUGACAAGUACGGAACCAAGUGGCCCUUCGUGGUCAACUUGGCCCUCAUGUGUGCUAUUCAGGUUGGAUGCUCCUUCAUCAAGACUUUUAAGCAGUUCUUGGGUGUGAGAGCCAUGUUCGGUGUCAUCAUGGGUGGUAUUUACGGUAAUGCUGCUGCUUUGGCCCUUGACGACUGUCCUCCAAGAGCUAAGGGUUUCAUUUCCGGUUUGCUUCAACAGGGUUACGCUUUUGGCUACUUGCUUGCUGUCAUUUUCACCAGAGCAUUGGCUGACACGCAAAGCCACCAGUGGAGAGCCAUGUACUGGUUCGCAGCCUGUGUUUCUGCCAUCAUCACAGUCUCUAGAGCUUUGCUUCCAGAGACUAAUGCAUUCAAGGAGAAGAAGUUGAGAGAAGCCAUGCAGAGAGAGUCGGGUAUCAUUCCAGACCCAUUCUUGACUAAAGCCGGCAAAGCCAUCAAGGUUUACUGGCUCAUGAUCAUUUACAUGGUUUUGUUGAUGGCAGGUUUUAACUUCAUGUCCCACAGUUCGCAGGACUUGUACCCAACUUUCUUGACCAAGCAGUUGGGUUUCUCUCACAACAGAUCCACCGUUACCAACUGUCUUGCCAACAUCGGUGCCCUUAUCGGAGGUCUUAUUGUUGGACACUUCUCCAACUUCUUGGGUAGAAGAUUGUCCAUUAUGAUCUGCUGCAUUGGUGGAGGUGCCAUGAUUUACCCAUGGGCUUAUGUCAGAAACAACGGUAUUGAUGCUGCUGUCUUCUUCUUGCAAUUCUUCGUCCAGGGUGCUUUCGGUGUCAUUCCAGCCCACUUGUCCGAGUUGGCUCACCCAGAGUUCAAGUCUUUCAUUGUUGGUGUGGCUUACCAGUUGGGUAACUUGGCAUCUUCAGCUUCCAGUACCAUUGAAUCGCAAUUGGGAGAGAAGUUUCCAAUUCAUAAGCCCGAUGGUACCAUCAUUCACAACUACGGUAAGGUGAUGGCCAUUUUCGUUGGUGCCGUGUUCAUCUACAACUUGUUCGUUGCUUUCAUUGGUCCUGAGCACAGAAACAUCCACGCCGAUGUUGCCAGAAGAGACAAUGUGGACAAGUUUAUGGUUGACUCCAAGUUCACCAUGGAGAAGUAUGAGGAAGCUCAACAAAAGCUCAGCGAUGACGAGAGCAAGUAA